Daucus carota subsp. sativus is the source of this 664-nucleotide messenger RNA. RefSeq lists its product as uncharacterized. The record is from RefSeq and is a predicted model, not a curated record. NCBI's taxonomy places the organism in Eukaryota, Viridiplantae, Streptophyta, Magnoliopsida, Apiales, Apiaceae. The transcript has a single exon. Bases 108 to 482 code for a protein of 124 amino acids.
AUCUCUAUCUCUCAUCCCAAUCCAAAUUAAUAAAACCAAAUAAAUCUCUCUUCUUCCCCAUUCUCAUUCAUCUCUCUACACAACUCUUUACAAAUCAAGCUACUACAAUGUCAACAUCUCUCUCCUUCGUCUCCCCGUCUCCGUUCCUCCACUCCUCCGUCGCCGGCAAGCCUACCGCCGUCGCCGUCUCUCGCCGCAACCUCUCCACUCCGGCGUCCUCCAACGCCUGGUGGACCUCGCUGUUCGGCUGGUCAUCGGAUCCUGAUUACAUCCACAAUGUGGGAUCCGGAUCUGAAGAUCCGAAUGCAGGUGAAUCCGGAGCUCCGCCGAAGCAAACCGGAUCUAGCAGAUUCAGUCUAGGCUGUUUCACGGAAGAGAAGGCGAAGCAGAUGAGGAUGAAGACGGCUGAGGGCGCUAAUUUUCAUGAGAUGUAUCACUCUGCGAUCGCGUCCAGGCUUGCUUCUGAUGUGUCGGAUCGGUGAUCGGAUCUGGACUGAUCCGGUUUAGUUUAGUGAUGAAAUAAGGUGUUUAAUUCUAAUUCUAAUUUGAUUAACUGAUGGUGGUUGUGCGAGUUUUUAUGUGUAAUUGCAUCAAUUUGUGUUUUUUUAAUUUUGGUGUAAUCAGCAGCUACUGAAUGAAUACUAGUAGAUGUUUAUUUCUUUUA